AUGUUAUCCCAUCGCCCAUCUCUGCCGACUGCUUGGCCGUCUUUGUCUCUGCCUCUGCUAUCCGCCGCCACGAACCCUCCAGCCCGUCUGGUCGUCGCUCGGUGUCUUCGCCGUCAGCCCACAACACGAGUCUACCCACCGACAGCCGCACAGACAGGCCGCCAGACCGACAGAGCUGGGCAAAGUGGGCAUGGACAGAAGAAAACAAGCCUGGCCCAGUCGUCCAGUCUCUGCGGCCGUCAACAGACAGACAUACAUACAGACACACACACAUGCACACACAAGCACAGAAAUAGACACAUACACACACCGAAUUGGGCGAAAUCCCCACAUCCACCAGGCCACUACGUCCGGCUUGGCAGAUACGCAAAGAGAGACGAAAUUCUGCACAGUUUCCUUUCAUCUCUGCUCGCCUCCGGUACGGUUGGGCCGGUCUCUAACCGGCAACUCUGGUGCAGGCGACAGCUCGAAUUGAGUCCUAGCAACGAGCAGUUGGCUGAAGCCCGAUUGCAUGAAACCUCGAACCUCGAGCCUCGGGAUCGAAUCUCGCGACGCAGCAGGUCUCAGCCCAUCGGCCCUCUGCUCAUUGAACCUCUGACGUCAGGAGACCGGACACCGAACACCGGAUUUAACCACAAACCAUCUUGUCCUCCGCCUGACAACCACACAUGCGCUGUUGCCGAGCUGAACUGCAAUCUGGGAUUAUCGUAUGGAAUUUAA
Messenger RNA from Protopolystoma xenopodis, 720 nucleotides. The record is from the annotation of a GenBank genome assembly. Lineage: Eukaryota; Metazoa; Platyhelminthes; Monogenea; Polystomatidea; Polystomatidae.